AUGACACCUCGGCCCGAUCUGGAGCAUUCAUCAGCGAAACAACCAGAGAAAAUGACUGAUGUUCUUAAGGAUCACACUGGGGUCAUGGUUGUGGCUCCGUCUACGGUGGCUCUGAUCCAGGGGGAGGAAGAUCCCUGGGAUCUGCCUGAGCUGCAGGAUACUGGGCUGAAAUGGUCAGAACUGGACACCAAAGGGAAAAUCCUGCGGACUGGGGCUUCUGUGGGAAAGCUUGUCUUGCUGGUUGGUCUUUUGUACAUGUUCGUCUGCUCCCUGGAUGUCCUCAGCUCAGCAUUCCAGCUUGUUGGAGGAAAGGCAGCUGGGGACAUCUUUCAGGACAAUAAAGUGCUCUCCAACCCACUGGCAGGCCUGUGUAUUGGAGUACUAGUGACUCUACUGGUACAAAGCUCUAGUACAUCCUCAUCCAUAGUGGUCAGCAUGGUUUCCUCUGGCUUGCUACAGGUUUCCACGGCUGUUCCUGUGAUCAUGGGAACAAACAUCGGCACGUCAGUCACUAACACUAUCGUGGCAAUGACUCAGGCUGGAGACAGGAACAAGUUCCGCAGGGCCUUUGCAGGUGCAACAGUGCAUGAUUUCUUUAACUGGCUGUCAGUGCUGGUCCUACUGCCUCUGGAGGCAGCUACUGGUUAUCUAUUCAAAGUCACAGAUCUCAUCAUCAAAUCUUUCAACAUCCAGAGUGGAGAGGAUGCCCCCGAUCUCCUAAACAUCAUCACUGACCCACUCACCAAUUCCAUUAUACAGUUGGAUGAAUCUGUCAUCAGUGGAAUCGCUACAGGAGACCCUGAGGCUAAGAAUAAAAGUCUUAUUAAGAUCUGGUGUCAAACCUCCACAAACACGACCCUGCAGAAUGUGACUCUGGAGAACUGCACUGCUUCCCCAUGCUGGGAGCUGAGAAACAUCUCUGAAACCAUAAACAUUAAAAAAUGUGGUCAUAUAUUUGUCAAUGCCAACCUGCCAGACCUUGCUGUAGGUCUGAUCCUGUUAGCCCUGUCUCUGCUGCUCCUCUGCACCUGUCUGAUCCUCAUCGUCAAACUACUCAACUCCAUGCUCAAAGGACAGGUUGCCGUGGUGAUUAAAAAGAUCAUUAACACAGACUUUCCAUUCCCGUUUGGAUGGGUCACUGGCUACCUGGCUAUCAUAGUUGGAGCAGGAAUGACGUUUGUAGUUCAGAGCAGUUCUGUUUUCACGUCAGCCAUUACCCCCCUGGUCGGUAUUGGUGUUAUAAGCAUUGAGAGGGCUUACCCUUUAUCCCUGGGCUCCAACAUUGGCACAACCACCACUGCCAUACUGGCUGCCAUGGCCAGUCCUGGAGAUACAUUGGGCAGCUCUCUACAGAUUGCUCUGGUCCACUUCUUAUUCAAUAUUUCGGGGAUUGUGCUGUGGUACCCCAUUCCUUUCAUGCGUGUGCCCAUCCACUUGGCCAAAGCCCUUGGUAACCAGACUGCUAAGUACCGCUGGUUUGCAGGUGUCUACAUAAUUGCCUGCUUCUUUGUCUUUCCACUGCUUGUCUUUGGCCUGUCUGUAGCGGGCUGGCAGGCCUUAGUGGGCAUCCUGGUGCCCCUGGCUGGCAUGCUGAUCGUCAUCGUCGUCUUAAAUGUCCUGCAGUCGCGCCGACCUGAGUGGCUGCCCCCCCAGCUCCGAUCCUGGGAGUUCCUCCCGCUCUGGAUGCACUCCCUGGAACCGUGGGACCGUCUCGUUACCACGGUUACCACCCGAUGCUGCUGCUGUUGUAAAUGUUGCCAGGUUGCUGAGGGCGAUGUGGAGACUGGCACUGAGGAGAAGAAAGAGCAGAUGCUGGAGAUGUACGAUAACCAAGCAGUCAGCAGUGAGGAAGAGGAGGACAAGGAAGCAUGCCAAAAUAACCACCACAUGGUUCCAUCGGCCAGUCCCCCACCGCCUGGUUCCAUCAGCCAGUCCCCCACCGCCUGGUUCCAUCGGCCAGCCCCCCACUGCCUGGUUCCAUCGGCCAGUCCCCCACCGCCUGGUUCCAUCUGCCAGUCUCCAACCGCCUGGUUCCAUUGGCUAGUCUCCCACCGCCUGGUUCCAUCGGCCAGUCCCCCACCGCCUGGUUCCAUUGGCCAGUCCCCCACCGCCUGGUUCCAUCGGCCAGUCCCCCACCGCCUGGUUCCAUCUGCCAGUCCCCCACCGCCUGGUUCCAUCGGCCAGUCUCCAACCGCCUGGUUCCAUCGGCCAGUCCCCCACCGCCUGGUUCCAUCUGCCAGUCCCCCGCCGCCUGGUUCCAUCGGCCAGUCUCCAACUGCCUGGUUCCAUCGGCCAGCCCCCCACCGCCUGGUUGCAUCGGCCAGUCCCUCACUGCCUGGUUCCAUCGGCCAGUCUCCAACCGCCUGGUUCCAUCGGCCAGCCCCCCACCGCCUGGUUCCAUCGGCCAGUCCCCCACCGCCUGGUUCCAUCGGCCAGUCCCCCACCGCCUGGUUGCAUCGGCCAGUCCCCAACCACCUGGUUCCAUCUGCCAGUCCCCCGCCGCCUGGUUCCAUCGGCCAGUCUUCCACCGCCUGGUUCCAUCGGCCAGUCCCUCACUGCCUGGUUCCAUCGGCCAGCCCCCCACCGCCUGGUUGCAUCGGCCAGUCUCCCACCGCCUGGUUCCAUCGGCCAGUCCCCCACCGCCUGGUUGCAUCGGCCAGUCUCCCACCGCCUGGUUCCAUCGGCCAGUCCCUCACUGCCUGGUUCCAUCGGCCAGUCUCCCACCGCCUGGUUCCAUCGGCCAGUCUCCCACCGCCUGGUUGCAUCGGCCAGUCCCUCACUGCCUGGUUCCAUCGGCCAGUCUCCCACCGCCUGGUUCCAUCGGCCAGUCUCCCACCGCCUGGUUCCAUCGGCCAGUCCCCCACCGCCUGGUUCCAUCGGCCAGUCUCCCACCGCCUGGUUCCAUCGGCCAGUCUCCCACCGCCUGGUUGCAUCGGCCAGUCCCUCACUGCCUGGUUCCAUCGGCCAGUCCCCCACCGCCUGGUUCCAUCGGCCAGUCUCCCACCGCCUGGUUCCAUCGGCCAGUCCCCCACCGCCCGCAGAGGAACACGGCAGGAGUGCAGGCCUUCACUUCAUCCUCUGGAUUUAGCUUCAGUAGGGCAGGUGCCUCACUCACGCUCACAUUCUCUAAAGUUUGGUAAUGAGGAGCGUUCUCUGGGCCCGCGUUGUGACGCGUGUUUUCACCACGACCCUGAACAGGCCCGCAUUGUGACGCGUGUUUUCACCACGACACUGAACGGGCCCGCGUUGUGA
Messenger RNA from Chanos chanos (milkfish), 3252 nucleotides. RefSeq names its product solute carrier family 34 member 2a (gene slc34a2a). Gene Ontology annotation, cellular component: brush border; apical plasma membrane; vesicle. Gene Ontology annotation, biological process: sodium-dependent phosphate transport; intracellular phosphate ion homeostasis. Lineage: Eukaryota; Metazoa; Chordata; Actinopteri; Gonorynchiformes; Chanidae. Bases 1 to 3252 code for a protein of 1083 amino acids. The transcript has 14 exons. The record is from RefSeq and is a predicted model, not a curated record. Gene Ontology annotation, molecular function: sodium:phosphate symporter activity.